Molecule: messenger RNA, 3650 nt
Organism: Vicia villosa (hairy vetch)
Lineage: Eukaryota; Viridiplantae; Streptophyta; Magnoliopsida; Fabales; Fabaceae
Product: pentatricopeptide repeat-containing protein At3g02330, mitochondrial-like
Exons: 1
Coding region: 90-2693 (867 amino acids)
Biological process (GO): RNA modification
Molecular function (GO): RNA binding; protein binding
Source: RefSeq, a predicted model, not a curated record
GACUCGUAUUCAUGCAGUUAUACAAAAGUGUCAAAAAUCCCGCCAAACCAAUCCAUUCAUAUUAUUAUCGUACAAUUCAAAGUCACUAGAUGUUACAUCGUACCGUGUCUCUUCCGUCGUGUUUAUUUUCCUCAAUCAAAAUGAACCUCACAAACAAACUAACAUUUUCCCAUAUUUUCCAAAAAUGUUCCAACCUCAAAGCUCUGAACCCUGGCAAACAAGCUCAUGCACAGAUGAUAGUAACUGGUUUUGUUCCCACCGUUUUUGUUUCCAACUGUUUGCUUCAAUUAUACUGCAAAUGUUCGAAUAUGAAUUACGCGUUUAACGUGUUCGACAGAAUGCCUCAACGGGAUGUGAUUUCUUGGAACACUAUGAUAUUUGGUUAUGCUGGAGUUGGAAACAUGGGGUUUGUGGAGUUUUUGUUUGAUUCGAUGCCGGAGAGAGAUGUUGUUUCAUGGAAUUCUUUGUUGUCGUGUUAUUUGCAAAACGGGAUUCAUCGAAAGUCGGUUGAGGUUUUUGUCAAGAUGAGAUCGUUGAAAGUUUCGCAUGAUUAUGCUACUUUUGCGGUUGUUUUGAAAGCGUGUACUGGUAUUGAGGAUUAUUGUUUAGGACUUCAGAUUCAUUGUAUUGCGAUUCAGAUGGGUUUCGAGAGUGAUGUCGUGACAGGUACUGCUCUGGUGGAUUUGUAUUCAACAUGUAAGAAACUUGAUUAUGCUUUUAAGGUUUUUGAUGCGAUGCCAGAGAGGAAUUCGGUGUGUUGGAGUGCUGUAAUUGCAGGGUAUGUUCGAAAUGAUCGGUUUAUUGAGGGAUUGAAAUUGUAUACGGAUAUGUUGAAGGAAGGUAUAGGGGUGAGUCAAUCAACCUUUGCUAGUGCAUUUAGGGCGUGUGCCGGAUUAUCUGCGUUUGAAUUCGGCACGCAGUUGCAUGCUUAUGCUCUGAAGACUAAUUUCGGAUACGAUAGUAUAGUAGGAACUGCUACGUUAGAUAUGUAUGCUAAAUGUGACAGAAUGUUUGAUGCUCAAAAACUAUUUAACGCAUUCCCCAACCCUACCCGGCAAUCUCAUAAUGCCAUUAUUGUUGGAUAUGCACGACAAGAUCAAGGUCUUGAAGCAUUAAAGGUUUUUCGUUCUUUGCAGAAGUCUUAUCUUGGCUUCGACGAGAUUAGUUUGUCUGGUGCUUUGACGGCAUGUUCAGCGAUCAAAGGCCAUUUGGAGGGGAUUCAACUACAUGGAUUAGCGGUCAAAUGUGGUUUGGAGUUUAAUAUCUGUGUUGCAAAUACCAUUUUAGACAUGUAUGCAAAAUGUGGAGCAUUGAUGGAAGCUUGUUUGAUAUUUGAUGAUAUGGAAAGAAAGGAUGCUGUGUCUUGGAAUGCUAUCAUUGCCGCUCACGAGCAAAAUGAACGAGUUGAAGAAACGCUUUCACUCUUUGUUUCAAUGUUGCGGUCAACGAUGGAACCAGAUGAUUUUACUUUUGGAAGCGUUGUAAAGGCAUGUGCCGGUCAGAAAGCAUUGAAUUAUGGUAUGGAAAUCCAUGGACGAGUUAUUAAGUCCGGAAUGGGAUUAGAUUGGUUUGUUGGAAGUGCCGUGAUUGAUAUGUAUUGCAAGUGUGGAAUGCUAGUGGAAGCAGAAAAGAUUCACGAAAGAUUGGAAGAGCAAACAACUGUUUCUUGGAAUUCAAUCAUUUCGGGAUUCUCGUCGCAAAAGCAAGGUGAAAAUGCUUUGAGGUAUUUCUCUCAUAUGCUACAAGUCGGUGUAAUACCUGACAAUUUCACAUAUGCUACGGUUCUCGAUAUUUGCGCUAAUUUGGCUACCGUCGAACUUGGAAAACAGAUUCAUGGACAAAUUCUAAAGCUACAGUUGCAUUCUGAUGUGUAUAUAGCUAGUACUAUUGUAGACAUGUAUUCAAAAUGUGGAAAUAUGCAGGAUUCAAGAGUAAUGUUUGAGAAGGCGCCUAAGCGGGACUACGUAACUUGGAGCGCCAUGAUUUGUGCAUAUGCAUACCAUGGACUUGGAGAAGAUGCCAUUAAAUUAUUUGAGGAGAUGCAGCUUCAGAAUGUGAAACCAAACCAUACAAUUUUCAUUUCAGUCCUCAGAGCCUGUGCGCAUAUGGGUUUUGUAGAUAAAGGCCUACAUUACUUCCGGAAAAUGCGAAGUGACUACGGUUUAGAUCCCCAGAUGGAGCAUUAUUCAUGUAUGGUAGAUCUACUAGGUAGGUCAGGCCAAGUAAAUGAAGCUCUGAAGCUUAUUGAAAGCAUGCCUUUUGAAGCUGAUGAUGUAAUAUGGAGAACUUUACUCGGUAUUUGCAAGUUGCAAGGGAAUGUCGAAGUUGCAGAAAAAGCAGCCGAUUCUUUAUUGCAGUUGGACCCUCAAGAUUCUUCUGCUUACGUUCUUUUGUCAAAUGUAUAUGCUAUUGCAGGAAUUUGGGGUGAGGUUGCGAAAAUAAGAAGUUUGAUGAAGAAUUAUAAGUUAAAGAAGGAGCCUGGAUGUAGCUGGAUUGAGGUAAGAGACGAGGUGCAUGCGUUUCUUGUCGGGGACAAGGCACAUCCAAGAUCUGAGGAGAUAUAUGAGCAAACUCAUUUGCUUGUGGAUGAGAUGAAGUGGGAUGGAUAUGUUCCUGAUAUUGAUAAUUUCCUGCUAGAUGAGGAAAUGGAAGAUGAAGAUCAUUAUGAGGAACACAAAAUCGCUGCUGUGUAGAGUGAGAUAAUGUAGAAAAGAAUUCAGGCGCCGCCUUCAAUGGUAUAAUGACAAUUUCUAAAGCAGAAGUCUGUGAAGAACCGAGCAAUUUGAAAAGAUAUAUGGAAGCCGAAUUGCGGCCGGAUAUGGUGGUCAUUUAGGGCGUGCCAACGAGUUUGAACGGUAUAUCCAGCAGAUUGGUUUACAGCAAUGAGCUUGUGCUUGAAGGUGGUGCGGAGGAGAGAGAAACCACGCUUGUGCAGUGCGGCUCUUGAGUGUUUUUGAGGUUCUGUUGCAGUGUUUAGCCUCGGUAUAGUAUCUUCCUUUUGCCAGUCUCGGCAUCUGGCCCACUGUGGUUUCACUGGGAUGGCGCUGUGGUUUAUGCAGGUCAUGAAUUUCUGUAUGUGGCUUUUCGAUUUGCCUUUUGUAUUGUUUACAGUUUUGCCUUGCCUAAGCUGUUGGGCGGAUGCACACGGCUCUGCGUGACUUGCAGCAGUUUCGGUUUUGUAAGUUUGGUACUUUUGGUCCCUGCUGGCAUGUGGUGUGUCUGGUGUUUAACCCCGACAUUAUACCGAAAAUUUAGUUACAUCUAAUAACAGAAACUCAUCCGCCUGCAAAUGGAAUAAAAAGUGAAGAUUUUGUUGUCAGUAAUUUUCCUCUAUAUACAUAUCUUUAGUGCAUGUGCAUGCUUAGAUAGGCAGUGAAUUUAGUGAAAUCACGGUGUCGCUGUGAUUUUGUUGAAGUUCUUAAGCGGAGAUUUUCAUAAAAUUAUGUUGUCACACUAUGAUUCUACUAAACUCUUUGUCAAUCCAAACAUGCACUUAGAAUCUACUAUGAAUCUGUGAUAUGUAUAUACACUCAAAAAUUCAUCCUUUCCUUACCAAGAAAGUUAUUGUUAUCAGUUCUUUUAUUAGCUAUUGCUGAAGAGUGUAUAAUUCAUUCUGAUUUUGCUCUUGUUAUCAUUCUAAGCCUAUCAAC